GUGGGUGUGGGUGUGGUGUGGGUGUGGCUAUGUGUGGGUGUGGCUGUGUGUGGGUGUGGGUGGGUGUGGGUGUGGGUGGUAUGGGUGUGGGUGUGAGGUGUGGGUGUGGAUUUUAUUUUAAACUUCAUCCACACCCUACCCCCACACCUCACACCCGCCCACACCCACACCCACACCCUCAAGUAUUUAUUCUGAUGAUGAUAAAAGAAUAUUAUCGACAUAUCAAUAAAUAAAUACAAUGUGAUUAGUUCAAAUCAUAAUGUUUGUAGCAGUUCUUCACUUCAUGUUCAGUAUGUGCUUCAAAAUCACACUAAUAGAACUUCAAGUGAUCGGUUAUUUUGUGAUAUUGCUUCUUGAAAAUAUUGUGAUUUCAGUCAAAAUCUUGAUUUUGUCAAAGAUCUAAUGAGCGCGAUUGAAACAAUUCAGAGUGGUGAUUUUCUUUGAGAAUAAGUCUUCAUGAGAUUUUACUACUGUCAAAAUGACUGCAUUCUAGCAAGGUUUGCUAAUAAAAGAUCUAUACUCAUAAUACUGCAAAUGUUCAUUUUGCUGAGAAUCUCAUCUUGUCGUACCAAUGAACUCAUUGAUAGUGUACUCAUUCAAACUCAUUAUUUCCAAUUACUAUAUUAAGUUCAAACGUACACAUACUAAGCAGCUGAAGGCAAACAAAUGUGUUGUCGCUAGAAACAAUGUAGAAUACAAGACCAAAACAUGUGGCUUUUAGAUAGCAUUCUCAGCAAUAUUUCAGCACUUUUGGAACUGAACAGUAUGUUUUCAAAGAAUUUACAUAAAAAAUCUUGAAACUCUUACUUCUAAAACUCAUUUAAAAUCAGAAAAGUUUAACAAUGUUCAUUGAAGGCAAGUCCCAUCAUGUCACAUAAGGACUAACUUAUCGAAUGACAUAACCGAACUUCAGUGUUGUACUCAGUAUUUCUCACAUCAUUCCUUUUCAUCCAAGAGGAGAAGCAGAUUCAUGAAUACACAGUUGCACGUUUUAUCUUUCAUAUUUCUACGAGAUUCUUGUAUCGGCGAUACAGUGACAAUCCAGCGGAUACAACGGGAAUCCAGACAAUCCCACAAUCCGGCGAUCCAGUUUUUUCCCCCUUGAGUUAUAAUGACUCAUGUUUAUUUUGCCCAUUUCCAUUCUUUGUAAGUUUCGAAAAAAAGUCCCGUCACAUACGUGUGAAAGAAAGAAAAAUAAAAACUUUUUUUUCAUUCUUUAUGCAGACAACCGAGUCAUUGGUAAUAGUUGAAGGUAUUUUCUAUUCUAGAGUGUACAGUCACAAAGGAAAUUUAUACUUUUAUGAAUUGAGUAUGUAAGGAAGAGUCCGAGCAGUAUUUAUUUAUAUUAGAGAUGUAUAUAUGUAUGAGAAACUUGACACAUAAAACAUGUUCUCUUCAAUCAAACAUUAGCGAUCAAAAUCAAAUAAUCAAAGCAGAGUAAGCAAUCAUGUCACAGUAUAGCAUUAUUUGGCUUGAUGCAAAUUCGUCAGACCCAAAGAGUAGCUGUCGUAAUAAACUAGUCGACGCUCAAACAUUCACCAAUGUAGAUCGUUGUCUUGAAUACAUCAGAUCUCAUUCAAAUGAAUUCAUUUAUCUUAUUGUGUCGGGUUCACUUGCUAAAGAAAUCGUUCCAGAGAUCUAUGAAUUUUCACAUCUUGUACAAAUCUUUCUUUUUUGUGGGUUUGUUAGCAAUUAUGCAGAAUGGGCUAUGGAUUAUCGGGAUAAACUAAUGAUAUUUGAUCACGAAGAUGAUCUUUUAGAACGAUUAUGGAAUAAUUUAUAA
Molecule: messenger RNA, 1783 nt
Organism: Rotaria sp. Silwood1
Lineage: Eukaryota; Metazoa; Rotifera; Eurotatoria; Philodinida; Philodinidae
Source: the annotation of a GenBank genome assembly